UAUCCUAUUAAGAAUUCUUGUGAGGUUAUCCUUCGAAUAUUGGAUCGGAGAACUUGGCCUGUUAAUUUGAAAUAUGGAGGAGGAAGAGCUCAAUUCCUGUAUGGUUGGAUGGAAUUUGUGCGUGACAAUAAUUUGAAAGUUAAUGAUGUGUGUAUUUUUGAGUCGAUUGACAACAAGGUUAAGCCUUUAUUUGAUGUUGUCAUUUUUCCCACCAUAGAAGCUGCUAAUUGCCCCAAUGAUAGGGAACAAACAGUGCCUGAGAUAGAAGAAACUAAUGAAGAUGAUGAUCCUAGUGAUGACUCUAGUGAUGAGUCUGGUGAUGCUGAUUAUCUUUCUGACGAUUCUGUUGAAACUACAGAAAAUUGUACAACUUUCCCAAGAAGAACAAAGGAGAAAUCUCCAAUGCCAUGUCCUCAGCCUCCCAAGAAAAACAAAGCCAGUUCAAGUGGAAAAGUUGAUUUCCCUGCAAGCCGAAAUGCUAUAGCUCUUCAAAGAGCUAAUGCUUUCAAAUCCAAACACCCUUUUUUCAAGGUUGCUAUGCGUACCAGUUUUCAUCUUGAACAACUCUUUUGA
Messenger RNA from Prunus mume (Japanese apricot), 573 nucleotides. NCBI's taxonomy places the organism in Eukaryota, Viridiplantae, Streptophyta, Magnoliopsida, Rosales, Rosaceae. The record is from RefSeq and is a predicted model, not a curated record.